CUCAGUAAUAGCAGAGGCCUAGCUAGGCCAUAGGCUACUUCUCUUUUUUUCUCCCAUGCACUCGGUAGCGCAUUCUGCAAACGUAUUCCUUGCCGGUUCUUCGCUCGAAAGGCGGGAUCGCAAUGGGAAGGGCGUUCUUUUAGCGGUCAGAUGUAGCGUAGUCGUUAAGGGGUGGGUCCUCGGGUGCGCUGGAAAACCCACCUUUUUCAUUGUUUGGAACUUCAUGGAAUGUGAUGGUUUGAUCUUACGGUGCCGGGAGGGGGAGAAAGUGAGAACCGACCAAAAGUUGUUCCAGAAAGUAUUUUGAGUACUUUAUCGUUUAGCCUAACUAACGCGAAAUAGGACGUGUUUUCCAACUCUUCCCUGAUUCUCCGCAGUGACAAGAACAACGUGGGGCGAGCAUUAUUGGGUGAAAUGCCACUUUAAGGUCUGACCUACUAGAUGAAGCAGCAUUGAACCAGACGUGGAGAGAAAGACACAAGCAGACACAAGCAGACAGGCAGACAGAGACAGAACUCACUCACAGUCACUGGCUGGGAAAGGAUGCAUCCCUGGAAAAUGAUAAUUUAUCCGCAUCAAACGUAGAAGAAAGAGAGACAUCAAAGAAGAGAGUGUGUCUAAACUCACUGGACACAUUACAUAAUAGGAACCAAGUCUUUUAGAUCCCUGCGGUUACAGAGAAGGGACUGACCACGCAAAUGCAUACCUCCCAAACAGUUGUCAAAUAAAAAUCUUGCUCGGGUAAUAGCACCACACAACACAAACACCACACAUCACCACAGUAGCCAAUCAAUCAUGUCUGAGUACAAAGACACCACCAAUCGCCACUUGCGUCACAAGCUCCAGAGCCUGGGACGCCGGCUGGAUGAGCUGGAAGAGGCCACCAGUAAGCUCCAGAAGGCUGAGGAUGAGCUGCUGGACCUCCAAGAUAAGAUCAUCCAGGCUGAGGGCAGCAAUUCGUCUCUGCUGGCCGAAGUUGAGACGCUGAGGAAACGAGUGCUCAAGAUUGAGGGCAAGGAUGAGGAGAUCCGCAAGGCUGAGGACCUGUGUCGUUCAGUCCGGGAGAGGCUGGAGGAGGAGGAGAAGCUGACGAAAGGACUGAGGGUGGAGAUUGAACGACUGCAGGCAAGAAUGGCUGAGCUGGAGAAGCUUGAGGAAGCUUUUGGGAAGUGCAAGUCUGACUGCACCCAGCUGUGCCUCAGCCUUAAUGAGGAGAAGAACCUCAACCGCAAGCUCUCCACCGAGCUGGAGGCCCUUAAGGCUCGCCUGAAAGAGGUGGAUGCCUCGGAGGCCCGUCUGGACAAGGCCGAGCAGGCCCUCACCGCUGAGAUGGAGAGGCUCAAAGGCCUCACUCAAGCAUUCUUGAGUGAGAGGAAGAGGCUUUUGGAGAAGCAAAGGGAGGACCGUGAGUUGAUCCUGAAGCUUACAGACAAACUUGAGCAGCAAAAGAACCGGAUCAGCUCAGCAGACUAUGGGUGCAGGGAUUCUAGGGAUCUCCGCAUUGAGGAUGAACUCUCUACAAGCCUCACCAGCAAACUCACCAGGAAGAAGAGCCUUGACUAUCUGAAGUUCACUGAUGAUGCCGGGCUGAGAAAUAAAACGGAGAAUGAGAAGAACAGUCUGGAAGGUCAAGAGGACAACAAGGUCAAGGACUUGAACCAGGAGGUGGAGAAACUGAAGAAUCGCCUGAAGCAACUGGAGCUGGUUGAGGAGGACCUGAAGAACACGGAGUCCAAAAACUCAGAGUUGCUGGAGAAGUUCCAACAGGAGAAGAUCCGAAGCCAAACCCUUGCUGAGCAAGUUGAGCAGCUUAAGACGCAAGUCUACGGCAGUGGCAGCAACGGAGGUGCAGGCAAUGGCACGGCUAAGGUCUUGGAGAAUGGCAAGGUGGAGAAUGAGGACAUCAAUGUCCGGGGAGCGUUCCGUCAGGAGAAGCCGAAAUUGAGGAGUGCCGUUGCUGCGGAGCCUCUUGCUCAGCAGCAGAAGAGAGAGCCCAAACUGCGGAACAAGGACCUUAGCCAGUCAGCAGAAAAUUCUCCCAAGUCUGUCAGAAGGGCACAGAGUCCUGCACCCAAAAGCAGACGAGGUCCGAAGGCCGGUGCCACCCCUGCCUUUGACAACGGCCUUAAAGAAACAAGGAGAGGGUUUGAGGAGAAAUCCGUUCCAGGUUCCAGUCAGGCAUCAAACAGCGACAGCAAGAAGGCAUCUGUUCUCAGACGCUACCCGCCUGCUGCUAAUGACCAGAAAUCAUGGAAGACAACUCAGAAAGCAAGCGAUGUUGACUGUAAGAAAAGCCGGGUGGAGAAGUUCUCCAAGUUGUAUGGCGGUAGUGACAGUGAGUCCAACAGUUCAGAUGUGGUGCCUGUGACUUCCAGCAAGGCUGUGGUUGCUCUUUCAGCCACAAAAGACCCCGACUCUGAACAGGCAUUUGCAAAUCCCUCCCAGGAUUCCUCAGCUGUUUUGAGCCUCUCCAAGGCUAAUGGCUCCUACACGGCCUACCGGUCCCACGUUUCCCCAGCUGUGGCUAGUGACCAAGGAUCUGAGGGGCACUCUUCAGCCUCAGAGAGUGAAUCCACUGGGUCAAGGCCAUCGGUAGGGGAUCAGGAGUCUUCAUCCGCCACUGCAAGUGGCAGGUCAGCUAAUCCAAAGUAUCCCAGAUACUCUCAGAUCCACUCGGAUGGGUCUUCAACAAGGAGUUCCUAUGACGAGGAGGGGCACAGGGCUCUGAUGGCUGAGGGAGGCUCACAGGAACCGUCCCACUCACUCUCAGGGCUUGAGAUCAGGAGGGUCUGUAGUCCACGGGAAGCUCUGAGGUCCAAGGCAGUCAUCAAACCAGCCAUCGUUGAGAUAGACCGUAAAGAGGUCAUGGGCGGGUCGGGUGGUGGCACGGAACCUCUGUCAUCCAGUGGCAAGCCCAAGAUCUCUACCAAACCGGUCCUGACCAGCAAGAUGACAAGCAGUAUCACCAUCUACCCCAACGAUCCAAGCUCAUCCCGGACCAGCAGCAGGAGCAGCAGUGUGUGCAGUGAGCCAAUAGCAAAGGAGCGCCACACAUCUACCAGCAACAUCAUCAUUGGCCCAAGCAGCGAGCAUCGUGGCAGUGUGUCCAUCCCGUAUGAAAUUUCCAUCCCCAAGAGCGACAUCACGCUCAGGCCGUGCCAGGAUGAAGCCAACGACGAAGACAAUGGUGUCCCUCCCAGCGUCGUGGAGACGGCCCGUGUGGAGACGCACCUGAGGUCCCGCAGCAGCUUCAGCUUGCAGUCUCCUGAGAGUACGUCUGACUUUAACAACGAUGUUGAGUCGGGCUUCGAGAGCAGCAGCAGUAGCAGCACCACAACAGUCACCAGUUGGAGGAGCCAUAGUCAUAACCACCACCAACCCUACCACCACCACUCAUCCUCCCAGGACGACUGCCUGCCCGAGAUGAGGAACGUCACCGUUCGGAGCACCUGGAAGAACCGUGGGGCCCUGUCUGUGGAUGAGGUCAGCCACGUCCCUCAACUGGAUGGCUCGGAGGAUGAGUCGGAGUCCACCUGGAGGGCGUAUCGUGCCACCACAGUUUUGGAGGGAGAGGAAGCGGGCGCACUACCUCCACAUACGGAGGGGCGUGGAGGAAAGCUGAGCCCAGCAGAAGUUUACAUGCGGCGGAUCACCAGCAGCAGGGAUGCCCAGGAGCCAGGGAAUCCUCGUGUCAGGGCCAUGCAGUCAUCACCCUCCGACAGUGGGCUGGGGAGGACUGUGCCCCAUGAGCCUGUGAGUGCCAAGGAGCGCCAACUCUGGAGCCGAAAGCACUCUAUAGCAACGGAUGAGGGCGAAUCACAGCCAAGUGUGUGGCGAAGGCCAUCGCCCUCUAGCCUUGACCCUUAUGACCGGUCAUCCAGGACAGACGGCGGCAGCAGCGGCAGGACUGCCAUGUCCAGCAGGAGUGUGGUGGGUCGUACUCCGGACCGAAGCAGGCCUUGGACCAACCGACACUUGGACAACUGACCCUACGAAGACCGCCUCCUUCGCUCCGUCAAGGCACUCAGCUGGCCCUUAUAUGCUGGGAGUGAACCUCAAAUGCACCCUUUGGAAAACAUCAGUGGCUCUCUUCAACAACAACAAAAAGAAACACACACACACUUCCCUCGGCUUUAAGUUAUUCUCAGAGGCAAAAGCUCUUGCUUUAACUGUCUUGUGAGUGUUUGAUCGGCUUCAGUACCCCCUCCACACGCUCCUGUAUAACAGUCUCUAAGUGCAACCACCUACAAAUGGAUAUCAGCCAACUAUACAGCUCCCCGAAGAGGAUGGAUUUGGAACUCCUCACAUGGGGGGAAGGUGUAUGUCUGUGUCUGUGUCUGUGUGUCUGUGUGUGUGUGUGUGUGUGUGUGUGUGUGUGUAAAGGGCAGAAAUGACAGACAACUGAGAGAGUGAAGGAUUCUGGGAUUGGCCCCCACUUUAGGGACGAUGAACAUUGCUGACCUCACACUAGAGUUGAGGUGAGAGCUGAUUGAUAGUGAUGCACUCUUGCUGUGGAUUAUCUUACCAGGCCAUCAGAUGGAUUGUGGUCAUUUUGGGGACACUCAGGCCUGUUUUGUUUUUUGUUUUUAAUCAUGUCUCACAGCCCAUGUCACUUCCCUUUUCAGUUUUGUUUAUUUUGUUUUGCUGUAUAUCCUCAGUUGGGUAGAAUGGGCACCUCUGGGUAGUUUCUGUUUUCUUGUUUGGCCCUGAAGUGUCGCUUGUGCCCCAGCAUGCUUCCAAAUGCACAGAGAUUUUCAGAUAGGCCUAUAUUAAACUCCGUCUGGGGGCUAACUCUGUCCACAUCCAUGGCCAACGCAAGCAGCACAUCUGCCUGGGUUUUCCUGCUCAUUAAUUACUAUGACAACGCAUAAAACCAUAAACCCCAACACAUCUCAGUUUGAAGCAAAAUUGGUGAAAUUAAAAGGCAAACCUUUAAGUUUCGUUUGACUUUCCUCAGCCGUGUUGCCAUGUUUGGUAAGUCACCUUGUUACACAAAUUAAAAGCAUCAUAUUUCCAUGGCAAGGAAAGUGCUGGGAUUUCCAUGAUCUCUAAUUAGGCUCUUAAGUUGGGCACUGUGUUGGUGAUGGAGCUGAAAAUACCUCAAUAUUCUGUAAGUGUGCAGAUAGAUUGUGAUGUGGCAACUCUGAAAGGGCAUGGAGUUUGUUGCCGUCACUCAGCUAUGGAUGUCAAAGUCAAAGUACCUUUAUUAGUCUCUUCAAGGAGAAAUUUGUUUUGGACUCUGGGGAAAAAUGUGUCAUAUCCACGGUCAUCCCUGUAAAAGGCUCACGGGCUGUAGCCGUGUUAAUCCUUUUUUUUUGCAAGUUCUUCAGUAGUUCCUUUUUUGGUUGUCUCCAAAUGACUGUAGACGUCUGCUACAUGCUAUUCUUCUGUCCUCACACUCUGUCUCUCUACAAAUCUGGGGGGUCAUCAUUGGCACUCCUAACAAUCUCUCCGGUCUCCAAAAGGACAUGUCCACCUCCUCUUCUCCUUCCCUCUACUCCUCUUUGACCACCAGGGAAGCUGUCUCCACAGCAUGCACCUCUUCACCACCAGGAAGGGCCAGACUGGUCCAGUUCUGGUCUGACUCUGGUCCACAUCUGGUUAAGUUGCGGCCCAGGGUCUACAGUCCCUCCCCAGAUUGCUUUGAGGACGGUUGCCUCCACUCCACUAAGACUUAACGAGGGGAAACUGGAGGUUGGAGGCUGUUGCUUCGGCCAGUGCUUAUAGGUGCUGCCACUAAACUUGAACUGGAUGGAUUUCUUUUUGUUUUGUUUUUAUUUGUUUUUCUCCUCUCGCAAACUUUGCACAGACAACCGCGAGUGGACUUCUC
Molecule: messenger RNA, 5830 nt
Organism: Alosa alosa (allis shad)
Lineage: Eukaryota; Metazoa; Chordata; Actinopteri; Clupeiformes; Clupeidae
Gene: luzp1
Product: leucine zipper protein 1
Exons: 6
Coding region: 796-3987 (1063 amino acids)
Source: RefSeq, a predicted model, not a curated record